Molecule: messenger RNA, 1893 nt
Organism: Eimeria mitis
Lineage: Eukaryota; Apicomplexa; Conoidasida; Eucoccidiorida; Eimeriidae
Exons: 9
Coding region: 1-1893 (630 amino acids)
Source: RefSeq, a predicted model, not a curated record
AUGACCAUCUCCGACUUCGCAUGGGGAGUUAUGCCCCCGUUUCUCUUGGUACUGAAGUCGUUUGCGUCAUUUGUUGGUGCUGUCAUCGGCCACCUGGGAUACCGCAUGGUUCAAGUGUUUUACCGGCAGCUGCGGGAACCAAUGCGCUCACCACUGCCUAUUUGUGCAUAUUUCGAGACAAGCACGGAUUUUAAGGAGGACGCGAAGUACAUUGGUUCCCAACAGCCUCGACUGAAAGAGGCGAGGUACUUUCUUCCCCAUCGCAUCCGUCGUCAACUACCUGUUCUCAAGGGCGAUAUCCUGCGUCUGCAAAAGAAUCCCCUAGUGCAGCAGCUGCACUUCCGGAUCGCAAAGAAUAGGCUCGCAGGAUCCUCCUCGACACCACAGCUUUUUCAUAGGGGGUCCGGGCAGUGUAAAAGGGAAGGCAUUCGCCACUAUUGGACAAAGAUGGACAGCUUCUCUCCUUUUUUUUUCCAGGCAGUAAAGCGCCGACUCACUUUGUGGAAAGACGACAUGUUGCUUUAUGCCACUAAAAUCGAAGAUACGGGGGUUUGGAACGAAGGGAAAGAGGCUUGUUUGUUUGUGGUGCCGAACGGUCACUACGGCUACGUGGACUGCAAGUGGUACCUGGAUAUCAGGUUAUCGGAGGCGAUUGGAGGUAAAGUUUCAAGCCCAUGUGGAUAUGGAAUGAAAAGCACGCAAGCGGACGAGAGCCAAAACUCCUGUAGAACACAGGAAGCCAAAUGUUUUCGCAGGUGGAGGCGUCUUGCGUUGACGUUCAUUUCAAUCAGACCUAGAAAAUCUUACAGGAGCCCACGUGGCCCUUGCGUACAGGAGGAAAGCCAGUGGUGCACCUGCUUGCGGCACCUUUGCGCUGCGGAGAGCCACCAAAGAGAAGAAAGAAGAGAACGCUCCAGCGACUGCGGAGUCUGCGAAAAGUCUGUCCUUCCUAAAAUUAAGCUUGGAAUAUUCGAGGACAGUGCAAUUGAACGGUGGUAUCUCCUCUGGCGGGCUGAGCACAUCGUCGGUUUCUACAAGGAAACGUGCCACUUAAAUUUGCUCAUCUGCGCCCUGCAGUGUCUGUUUGGGAUAACCAAAGCAUAUGUAGCGCAGUGCGCUUCUCUGGCGGUCGAAAGAUACAACCACCAAAACGCCGCACAGUUGGAGUUCCUCGGAGUUCGCCUGCAGACGCCGUCAUGGAGAAGGACUUUAUCGGCCGUGUGGCGCCCUCUUCUCCAAUUUGCUCUUCUGUUGGCACUAAUUUUGCCCAUGAAGUUAAUGGAUCGGCGCGGGGGAAAAAACGCCUGGAAAUUUCAGCUUCUUGCCCUUGGCCAGGCAGUGACCUACGUGACCUUCGUGUUCUCUGAGUUGAUGGAGGGCUGCUUCAUGAUGGCCAAAGGACCCGCUUUCACAGAAGCAACCAAAAUUCCCCAAGGAGUGGAGUUCAAUUUUGUUAUUGGCAGCCAUCUGGUCCUUCCACUGUUUAGCCUAGCCCUAACUGUCCAUUUGCGGCGCAUUCCAGAGGUAUCAAUCCUACUUACCUCUAUUGGGUCUGCCGUAGUGACGGUAGUGACUUUGACGUUUGUAGGCUGGGAUUUCAAAGUUGUGGCGUUCUUCAUGCUGAGCCGAACUCUGUAUGCUCUCUUCUUUAUUAUGGUGACUAGGGCCUUUGAAAACGUAAGGCGCCAGCUCUUCGCAUCUCAGGUGCUGCCUUUCCUCAUGUACUUGUCCGUACUGGCGAACAGCCAACAAGUGCAAAACUUGUGUGCGAUACGAACAGAGCGAAACCAUUGUGGUUACCAGCAGGCAGAAAGUUCUAUCUCUGCGGGUGAUGAAGGUUGCCCAGCUGCCGCUUCCAUCAUAGGACAUGCUUACAGCCAGCCGAGUGUCUGA